AUGCGUCUCUCUGCGCCAGUCCCGCCGCGCUAUUUAUGCCUUUGCAGCCGCCGCCGCCGAAGCCUCCGCCGCCCACAGCAGUCCCAGCCCCGGAAAACCGGCCACCUCGGGGUGACGGGCUCCCCAGACAGCUGGGCUCCCGGGUCCCACAGGUCCGGCCGGUCUCUGGCGCCCCACGCCCACCCGCCCGCGCCCCCGGGGCGGGGCGCGGGGAGGGGGACUCCGGAAGGCUUGGUAGGACAGCGCUGCCGCCGCCGGCACCUCCGAGGCAGCCACCAGGUGAGCGCCCGGACAGCAUUACCUGCCCUCAACCUCCACGGACCUGGCUUUCUGACCUGUGAAACGGAGGUGGCAGUAGUCCAGACCCCACAGGCUGCCGGGAAGAUUCACCUGGUGGCUUUGCACCCUGGCGGACUCCUGGUGACCCUCCCCAGUGUGCAGAGUAGAGCGUGCCAGGCGACGAACGGGGGCCCCCGGCUUUUUUCCGUUAUAACAGAAGGCCUUCUGAAAUGGGCGGUGGACCACGGUGGGGACGGCUGGGUGGUGGAAGAGAACAGGACCCCGGUGCCUGGGGCCCCCGCGCAGACCUGCUUUGUGAGUUCCUUCAGCUGGUGUCACAAGCGGCAGGUGGUGAACCUUAAGGAAGAGGGCUUCUGGCCGGAACUGCUGGAUAGCGGCCGCAUUGAGAUUGUCAUCUCUGACUGGUGGGGAGCCCGACAUGACUGUGGCUGUCAGUAUAAACUCAUUGUCCAGCUGUGGGAUGCCAACCAGGUUAUCUUGGGUGAAUUCUUCGCCACCCCUAACCCCAUUGAGCAGUGGAACAACAAUGCCUACGUUCAGGUCACCCACCUGUUUUCCAACGUGGAGAUGGGUGUCCGCUAUGUGUUUUUCGAACACCGCGGCCGGGACACACAGUUUUGGGCCGGCCACUAUGGAGCCCGGAUAACCAACUCCAGUGUGAUCGUGCGGAUAAUCCCGUCCUAGCCAAGGGCCCCCCCUUCUUGCAUAACACCCUGGCCCAAUCGGCCCAGGCUGGGACGAUCAGCCAAAUGCCCUCAUUGAUCAGGGGCUUGCACCUCUUUGGCACCCUGGAAACAACCUAUGUUCAGUCGGGGGUCCUACAGGGCUCAGCCUCCAGAUUCUAGAAACUGAUGGGAGAAAUACCCACGUCCAGAUUAUACCAACUGCUGCUGCUUUAGGGUGGUCCGUGAUCCACUAAGGGUUACCCACAGACAAGCAGGAGAGGAAGCUGGUCCAGGAGAGGACUCCUCGCUAAGCAUCUCAGUAGCAUCCUCUGUUGGUCUCUUGUCUCGUCCUGGUUCAGCUUUGCCCCACUAGGCCCCCCAGAGAAGCCUUCUCCUCACCUCUGGGCCAGGAUCUCACCCUCACGAAGUCACCGAUGGGACUUUCUGACGCUUCACGCUGCAGGGCUGGGACCAGGUUCUGCAGCUGAAAGCCAAAAAGCUAUUCCAAAAAAUGCAGAAAGAGAUGGUUCCUCCCUCCCUGAUUCUCUGAAAAGCAAGGUGGGCCCAUGAACCCAGUCCUCGGGGGCCCCCGGUGAUGCUUUGGUGUUGAAAACCGUUUCACUUUGGUGUUUUUUCCCCAAGCACUGAGAAAAUAAUUUAUUGACACGGAUCUGCCAAUCGUAUGUGAUGCAUACAUUAUUUUUCCAAAAAUG
This is a messenger RNA of Echinops telfairi (small Madagascar hedgehog), 1678 nucleotides long. RefSeq lists its product as uncharacterized. Gene Ontology annotation, cellular component: SCF ubiquitin ligase complex; cytoplasm. NCBI's taxonomy places the organism in Eukaryota, Metazoa, Chordata, Mammalia, Afrosoricida, Tenrecidae. Bases 1 to 984 code for a protein of 327 amino acids. Gene Ontology annotation, biological process: glycoprotein catabolic process; SCF-dependent proteasomal ubiquitin-dependent protein catabolic process. The record is from RefSeq and is a predicted model, not a curated record. Gene Ontology annotation, molecular function: ubiquitin protein ligase activity. The transcript has 6 exons.